AUCGCUUUUUCGCGAGUGAGCUAGGUGUGGAAGUCUUGCAUAUUCAUGCCUCGCAUUCAAGCCUGGCUCAUCUCUCUAACCCGCUGAAGCUACUCACGUUCUUUCAACAGACCUCUCUCCCGAUUAUUCGCCUUCUCCGCUUCCCUGCAUCGCUCUCGGCACCCUCAUCGCCCCUCUGACCCGCAUCUUCUCUUCUCUUCUCCCGCUCCUGCCAUCCCCCGCCACCGACCGCCCCCCGUGGCUCCGCAUCUGCCUGUCUGGCGAGUCAUGGCCGAACGCGAGCCUGAACGUGAAGCUGAACCUGAAGUCCGGCACACGAGACACUAUUUCAGCGCCGAAGUCAGGGGCGACCCAAGUGUCGACGACCUGGUCCUGUGCACCUUCGAAGACACAAGGACAGAUCGAGCGCUAGCUCGUUUCGGCAAGGUCAUCUCCAUCACCACCAACUCUGCUGGUGAUGCGGACGAGGACGUAUUCCAGAUCGAGAUCGAUGACGUCAUCCGCAACGCAGGCAUCCCGCGACGUUGCGUCGCCUGCCUACCGGCCUUUUCGAGGAUGAGACGGAGGGCCGUUAUACGCGGUCGGGCUGCGAGAGCACGGGAUGUGGUAGUUGUGGCGACCAACGCUACUGGUUCGGUCGCUCUGGGACUUAACACAAGCGCUAUCGUCAGUAGUGCUGCUGCCCCAGAUGAUGCGGACCCACACAAACGAUGUCACAACCAUGGAUACAUGUGUGGUGUUGUCGAAUGCAGGCACGGCAGGAGCUGCGGCAACGACAAGUGGCCUCGCGGCGAUUGGACAGGCGACAGGGCUCGCGGCGAUUGGACGGGCGAUAGGGUUUACGUCCAUGUCUGGAGGCGUCAUGGCGACCACCUUCGCUUCAGCGAUGCUGAUGGUCAAUGCUAUCAGCUCAGGUGUCAGGCGUGCGACUGAUGAUGACAGGACAGCGAACAUCACUUAUGUCGGGGGAAUAGGCGGGGCAGCUGCAGCUGCUUAUGGCGGCGCGACGCUCGUCUCUGCAAGUGAGAAAAGAUGAUAACGCUACUGGUCGUACGGUCAAAAGCAAGCUGUGCUUGUGUCAAAUGUGCACUGCAGGCCCGGCGGGCAUCACGUAUGGGCUGGCCGCUCUUGGCGGUGGGUCCAUUGCAUCGAGUGGCGCGGGGAUGCUGGCUGGCCUGACUGUUCUCACCAGCGGCACUGUGGCCAUUGCAGCAGGCGCUAGUGUUGCCUUCUGGGGGCUGACCGAAGCGGCCAUAUACCGGAUCGAAAGGGACUUGAGGCAAGACAUCAGGCGUCUGCAGAGUUUGGGGGUGAUCUUCCCAGAGGGCAUAUGAGCGAAGAGGUCCCUGGUUUUACUGUGCUUUUUCGUGCUCUACUUUUUGCCCGCGUGAGUGUUUGUCGAAUGACUCACGCAACUGCACCUCGAUUAGUCGGGCGUGUCAGGGUGCAUGUAUGUGUGGGUGCAUGUGUGUGUGCGGUGAGGUUUUUUCUAUGUGCCUUUUCGUACUGUACUUUUGCCCGCGUGAGUAUUUGUCGAAUGACUAACGCAACUGCACCUUAACAAGUCGGGCGUGGCAGGGUGCAUGUAUGUAUUGAUGCAUGUGUGUGUGUCCGGUAGCGAUGUGUGUAUCGUGUCUGCCUGCCUGUGUGUAGGGAGGGACGUGUGCGGUGGCGAUGUGUAUGUCGUGCCUGCUUAAUGUGUAACGGAGAGAGGGAUGGACUGAUGCGUGCGUAGAUGGUGUGACGGUGCGUCGUUGGCGUGCCUGCCUGUCUGCCUGCCUGCCUGUCUGUGAGGGUGUGUCAUGCAGAGAGGCGGGGACGAACUGAUGCGUGUGUUUGUGUGUGCCGUGCAUGUCUGCCUCUCUGUAUGUCUAUCUAUCUGAUGUGUGUAUGUUCACCGACUGACGAUGCAUGUGGCGAUGCGAGGGAGAAGGGACGGACGGGUACUGAGGCGCGACGUGCAUGUGUCGCUGCAUGUCUACCUGUCUGUAUCUCGCGCUUGUGGAUGUACAUACGUUUCUUGUCUGUGUACAUCAAUGGGAACAGGAUUUGAUGGACGAUGGUGAAUGAAUGACUUACAUAUGUACGUCUGCAUACUGACCACAGGGUGUGGUACGCAAUGGUGCCAAGCAACAUGUAAAAC
This is a messenger RNA of Vitrella brassicaformis, 2143 nucleotides long. The record is from the annotation of a GenBank genome assembly. Lineage: Eukaryota; Vitrellaceae.